GCUGGCUUGCCGUCGUCGCCCUCCCAACCUCUUUCUCUCUCUCUCUCUCUCGCUCGUAAUGAUUUGAUUCACCUGUUGUCGGCGAAGCAGCCUACGCACGCCUCCAAGUCCCGGCCCCCCCAAGACUCUCUCUCCAAGGCGCGCCUUCCAGUUUUUCCACAGGCCACACUCACACUGCACUGCCCAAGGAAAUGCGGCUGGCAUGUUGCCUCGCCUGCUUUUCGUCUUACGCACCUCCGCAACGUGGAGUGUUUGGGUGCCCAACCUCAGACAACAAGAUAGGCCAGUAGACACUAAACUCAACCGGAGAAAAAAAGGCCGAGCCCACACUUUUUUCCCCCUUCAAUUCAUUUCAAUUAUUGAUUCUCCCGUUGUCGUGACACUCUUGCACUGCCACGACUACCUUGCCAACAAGACGGCGGGUCUAGGACCACCACCGCUCCCAUUCGCACGUGAACCUGAGCAGUCGGCAUCCGGCAAAACUUCUUUUUCUUCUUGUUAUCGUUUUCGUCCAAUUCCCACUGAACAGGCUCGACGUCACCGAAGCGACCCCCCCCCCUUGCUUGCGCGGUUUCGUCCCAGCGAGCAAACACCCGCCCGCCCGGCCAGGGUCGUUUCUGAGCAAAAGGGAACCACGCGUCUGAGACGUCUAAAAAUGGCCCCGGUUACCCAAAGGCCGGUGCGAGACGGCACAAUCAAUUGGUCCGCAGGCGCCCUCACGCUGCGACGGAGGCAGAGUAAAAUGAAUGAGACUCAUGACAGGUGCGUUCGCCUUUACAGAGCCAAGCUUGAAACAGCUACGCAGACACAUCCGGCAACACCAUGGUUUUCCCCCUCUCGCUUCCGACCACGACACACGCAGCCGAAUGAUAUGCUGUCCCCAGCCUGCGUAGCACGCCGUAGGACGCACCAAGGCCCCGCUAACGUCGACGAUCGAUGAGCGUCCAAUGUUUUGGCACAGAACCGCUGGUCCGUUGUUACAG
This is a messenger RNA of Colletotrichum navitas, 983 nucleotides long. RefSeq lists its product as uncharacterized. Lineage: Eukaryota; Fungi; Ascomycota; Sordariomycetes; Glomerellales; Glomerellaceae. The record is from RefSeq and is a predicted model, not a curated record. The coding region runs from base 203 to 940 and encodes 245 amino acids. The transcript has a single exon.